Molecule: messenger RNA, 1050 nt
Organism: Archocentrus centrarchus (flier cichlid)
Lineage: Eukaryota; Metazoa; Chordata; Actinopteri; Cichliformes; Cichlidae
Product: hepatitis A virus cellular receptor 2 homolog
Exons: 9
Coding region: 1-1050 (349 amino acids)
Biological process (GO): apoptotic cell clearance; cytoskeletal rearrangement involved in phagocytosis, engulfment
Molecular function (GO): phosphatidylserine binding
Source: RefSeq, a predicted model, not a curated record
AUGGUCCUGGAGAUGAGGCCCAAGAACCGGUGCAGAAACACGGCUGAACGUGGCGAUCCACUGUACCAUCGAUCAGCUGCCAGACAGCUGCCGUGGCUGAGAGGGUGUGGGUUUGACUCCUGCUUACAGACGAGGGUCUGCGCAGAAGCACGACAGAGCCGUAACGGCCCGAGGAUCAACGUCUACCUGAAGGACAUGAACUUUACUCUAAAGUCCAGAGGAUGUGAUGGCUGGAGCCUACCCCAGCUGUCACAGGGUCACAGAUCAUUCAGUGCUGUUUUCUGCUGCGUGCUCAUCAGCGCUGAAGAUGGUCUACGAGGGAACAACGCCGCAUCAGAGCCGGAGCCUCAGGACGGGGGUUCAACUCCCACUCAAGCGCCGACUCGUGUAUCAGCGGUCACCACGGAUACGCUGGUGGGCCGGGUCGGGAGGAAGGCGAUGCUGCCGUGCCGCACGGAGGCGGCGAAAGAGAGAGGAGCAGAGGUGUGCUGGGGGAGGGGCAAGCCUUCGCUGUUCACCUGCCACAACACGGUGCUCAGCAGCGCUGCAGACCACGUCACGUACAGGAAGUCCUACAGGUACUCUCUGGCCUCCUCCUCCUCCUCUCUGUCCAUCUUAAGCCUGCGGCCGUCAGACUCGGGUUUCUAUCACUGCAGGGUUCAGGUACCCGGACUCUUCAACGACCAGACCUUCACCGUCUUCCUCCUCAUCGUCAGCUCUCCCUCUGAGGCCGCAACAGAAAACUCUGAGCUCUCAAACCAAGACCUGAACGCACCACACACCACAGCAAGUCACAUCAACCAGGACACAGGACGUGAUGUCACAGGGGACAGCAGCACAGAGCCGGUGGUGGCUCUGGUUCAGUCAGCUGUGCAGCAGCAGGUAAACACUCUGCAGGUGUUUGUGGGAAACACAGUCAGAGCCUCCACCCUCAUCUUCAUCCCAGCUCUGGUGCUGGCUGCAGCUUACAGAGUUUGGAGGUUGAAACAGGAAGCAGACCGGAGGCCGGGCCAAGCAGAGGAGGCGGAGGAGGAGAGCAGCGCCAUGUGA